CUGUCUGCGAAGGGAGCUCUGGUUUAGGAAGGGAGAAUGGACAAGUUUCGGGAGUACAAGAUCGUGCCUGAUAUCAUUGACGAUCGGCCAGUGGAAGUGUUGUCGGUGCAAUGGAAGAGAACUCGCACAAAGUGUUACCCGGGUGAUACGCUAACCCCGACUCAGGUCCACACCAUACCCGUCAUCGAUUGGCGUGCCCGCCACGAAUGCCUCCACACAAUCGUGUUCGUCCACCUCGGACCCGUGGGUGAGCCGGUCGACGAGGAGCUGCAUUGGCUGGUCUUCAACGUCCCCGGAGAAAACAUGGUCAAGGGCCAGGUCCAUGCCGAGUACCUUGAAUCGGGCCCGGCGGAAGGAACGGGAUUUCAUCGCUAUGUUUACCUGGUGUACCGUCAAGAAAGUAAGAUCGACCCGUUUUCCAAGUUUCCCUACAAGCCCCGGCGACUCGACGGCCGAAAGCCUUGGAACACCCGUGAAUUCGCCAAGAAGUGUAACCUCGGUGAACCGAUAGCGGGAAACUUCUACCUUGCCGAGUUCGAUGAAUCGGUUCCCGGGUUCAUCCAGGAGAUCACUGGCAGCACGGGCCACUUCUUAGACGAUUCAGACUGAUAUCGAUAUAAUAUAGUGACGAUCACGAACAAUAGGGAGUUUACGAUUCAUCACUUUUUUUGUUUUGAAACAUUUUUUUUUUAAUUUUAAUAUAUUCAUAAUCAAACAUGUCAUAGAUCUAUAACAAAACAUUACAAAGCGAUAUAAAUAUUGCAAAUAAUUAUUAAAGGUAACAUUUGAUCGCACUUACUGAAAAUUACAUAAUAACAUAAGAUUAAUGUUACAAAACAUUGUUUAAUACAUGUACAUACUUGGAAAAGAAAAAAGGUAAAAUAAAAUAUAUGCAUUUAUUCGUUACCCUAAAUCAACCUGUUCCCAUUUCUGAAGAUGUAUUGCCAAUUGUGCAAUCUUAUAUCCCUCUUCCCUAUAUUUUCUACACUCUAAAAAAUGAAGUGCUAAUUCAGCUCUUUAAAAGCAUUCACUACACACGCUCUUUUUUUAUCAUUAAUAUUCCAACGGGUGGCAAAACAGCUUCCUGCCUUGCAGAAUAAAUCUCUUUUUUAACUAUUAAAAAUCACUGUAUCUAAACAUUUUAUCCUAUUUGAACUUCAAUCAAUCCCUAACAAAAACGUCUUCCGUGGAGAGAUUCUCAAAUUCUUUUAACCUUCAUUUAUGUCCAUUAUUUUUCCAAAGUGCUUGAACAUUCGGGCAACUUUAUAUUAUGGCGUUCAUCCACUGGUAUCUGGGGCCCGAAGCAAGGGCCACUUCUUAAACGACUCACACUGAUAUCGAUAUAAUGUAGUGACGAUCACGAACGAUAGGGAGUUUACGAUUCAUCACGGUACCAUGGGAGACGAAAGAACUCGAAGAACAACGUCAGCAUGGCAAUGAUUUCAAUCGGAAACCGUAUUACGCAUGCACAAACGCUGACCAGUUUCGUCUCAAUGACAUUAUUAAUUUCAUUUCAUUUCUUUUAUUUCCAUUUCCAACAUUCAUGGCGUUAAAGCAAAUACGAAUAAGCAGCUUUUAUAUAGCACCACCUCAAGUCCUAAAGUACUCAAAUCCAGCCAGGUUCCUAUCCCAUAAUGCAACUUCUGAACAAUAUAGUCUCGAAAAUAUGCCCCCUUGAAUGAUAACAUGCUAACCCGCUAUUCAGUACACUCGUAAGUCGUAUAUACCAAACAUAUUUGUGUUACAAAGGAGCAAAAUAUAUACUUCCCUCUCAUUAACAUUUGUUUUUCUUUUUUGAUAAAAUUAGUGGCAAUUCAUUAUCUGAAUUACCUCAAAAGGUAUAUUUUUAAGACUAGCUAUUUAUUUCAAAUAUUCAAUGACAGACCACAGUGGUGAUCCGUUACCUAUUUAAAUCGUACAAAAUGGCGCUGGUUCUGUGAACGGGAUGUGUCGUUGACAUAUGGAAACCCAAGUGGACGUUGAGAGCCUGAAAUGCUUCACUAUAGGUGUCAGGGGCCUAAAACAUUUCCCAUAUACUCGUGUGUUAAACUAGCACUUAAAAAAAAUCAUGAAUGAUAAGGAUGAAAUUCAAGGGUCGAAUGUUUACUACCGUUGGGUAUAUAGGUAUAUAUCUGACAAUCCAUAUCUGACGAGAAAAGAGUCCCCCGACCGGCUUAUUUUAAAAAUAAAUCGGCAUUAAUGAAGACAUCUCCCGUGGGAUCAAAUUCAUCACCUGAAACAGCAAAAUAACCCUAAUCCUUCCGCCAGUCAAAUAUAGUUCUAAAGUUGGUGAUACUUCUU
Molecule: messenger RNA, 2301 nt
Organism: Lytechinus variegatus (green sea urchin)
Lineage: Eukaryota; Metazoa; Echinodermata; Echinoidea; Temnopleuroida; Toxopneustidae
Product: protein D2-like
Exons: 4
Coding region: 37-609 (190 amino acids)
Source: RefSeq, a predicted model, not a curated record